UGUCAGUGCGUCUUUGCGCAUGCGCUGCGCUUUGUGAAUGGUGCGGUGUCUUCUGGGACACAACACAGGUCAUCUCCUGUACUAUGUCCGCAGUCUCUGGUCAUCUCCUGUACUGUGUCCGCAGUCUCUGGUCAUCUCCUGUACUGUGUCCGCAGUCUCUGGUCAUCUCCUGUACUGUGUCCGCAGUCCCUGGUCAUCUCCUGUACUGUGUCCGCAGUCUCUGAUCAUCUCCUGUACUAUGUCCGCAGUCUCUGGUCAUUCCCUGUACUAUGUCCGCAGUCUCUGGUCAUCUCCUGUACUGUGUCCGCAGUUUCUGGUCAUCUCCUGUCCUGUGUUUGCAGUCUCUGGUCAUCUCCUGUACUGUGUCCGCAGUCUCUGAUCAUCUCCUGUACUAUGUCCGCAGUCUCUGGUCAUCUCCUGUACUGUGUCCGCAGUUUCUGGUCAUCUCCUGUACUGUGUCCGCAGUCUCUGGUUAUCCCCUGUACUAUGUCUGCAGUC
Molecule: messenger RNA, 498 nt
Organism: Staurois parvus
Lineage: Eukaryota; Metazoa; Chordata; Amphibia; Anura; Ranidae
Source: the annotation of a GenBank genome assembly